Molecule: messenger RNA, 1204 nt
Organism: Ictalurus punctatus (channel catfish)
Lineage: Eukaryota; Metazoa; Chordata; Actinopteri; Siluriformes; Ictaluridae
Gene: twist1b
Product: twist family bHLH transcription factor 1b
Exons: 2
Coding region: 166-690 (174 amino acids)
Biological process (GO): developmental process; regulation of transcription by RNA polymerase II
Molecular function (GO): RNA polymerase II transcription regulatory region sequence-specific DNA binding; protein dimerization activity; DNA-binding transcription factor activity, RNA polymerase II-specific
Source: RefSeq, a predicted model, not a curated record
GCGCCCCAACUUUUUGUCCCAAGUAAACUUUUUCUGUCGCGUGGAAACCUGGAUACAUUUUGUUGUUGUUGUUGUUUCAAUUUUUUUUCAUACAAAGUGCAUUAUUCCACCGCAACCCAAUGAGGGAAUAAACGCGCCGUUUUGACGUGCCUCGGAGGUAAAGAGAUGCCCGACGAAGCUGUGCAAGACGGAUCGAGCUGCCCCGUGUCUCCAGCAGACAGCGUCCCGAGCAGCAGUGAAGGCGAACUCGAGCGGCACACCAAGAAGAGCGUGCGGAAAAGACGCUCGAGCCGCAAGGACGCCGAGGACUCGGACAGCUCUGUGCCGGGAAAGAGAGGGAAGAAGUCGAGCAACGGGAGCGGAGCAAGCAGCGGCAGCCCGCCAUCUCUCGAGGAGCUUCACUCGCAGCGUGUCAUGGCUAACGUGCGCGAGCGGCAGAGGACGCAGUCCCUGAACGAGGCCUUCGCCGCGCUGCGUAAGAUCAUCCCCACGCUCCCUUCUGACAAGCUGAGCAAGAUCCAGACACUUAAGCUCGCCGCACGCUACAUCGACUUCCUGUGCCAGGUACUGCAGAGCGACGAGCUCGACUCAAAGAUGGCAAGCUGCAGCUACGUGGCCCACGAGCGCCUCAGCUACGCGUUCUCCGUCUGGCGCAUGGAGGGCGCGUGGUCCAUGUCGGCGUCUCACUAGCGCGCGCCACAAACUCAACGCGCAAGGAACGACUGGGGCGCUGGACGGUGACAGUCAUCUUUGCUGACGAGACUAACGUGGAGCGAUGUAUGAAAACAAUGCUGGAUACUUACAUUUCUUAAAAUAGUGGAGGAAAGACUAUUAUGGACUCUUUAGCAGAGGAAAGUGGAACUUUAUGGAAAAGAGGCCGCAGACAAUGCCUUCUGAACCGCUUGGCCCAGAGUAAUAGUCUUGACGCUGAAUGUCUGAAUUGUGUGUCACGAUGCGCACCUUUACCACGAGAACAGCAGAAACCGCGAACUGCAUCCAGGAAGGAUUCCAGAAGAUUUCGUGUGGUACUGAAGUAAAUUAGGACAUGUAGUUCGAGCUUUAUUUAUUUAUUAUUGACACGAGUUGUCAAAUGUGCCAAAUGUGUUUCUGUGUCGAAAAUGAAUCCCUAUUUUUAUUACUUUUGUAAAUAAAUGUGCAUUGCUGUAAUAAAGGUUACGAAUUUUAAAAGGACAAAAGAACAUAA